UUUGUUACAAGCCAGAAGCCACACCCGUCAGCAUUCGCCACAGGCAAUCGUUUGUAAUUCUGUAUAUCGCAACAAAAACGAUUUUAUUAUUACACUUUUCAUUCAAUCAACAAAUGAUCGUAAAUUAAUAACUAAUUUUCAGAUAUACUCCGUUAAUGAUAAAUCUCAAUUUGAUUCUUAUUUCGAUAUUAUGUGAAUUUUAUAUUCAGUGUAAACGAAAUAUUGAAUUAAGAUUCAAUUUUAAUUUACUGUUACAAAUAAAUCUGUCAAGUAAAAACAUUUAAUAUCACGACAAAACAAUGUUUCAAAUGAAAUUGCUGGGUGCCUUAACUUUGUUUCAAUUGUACAUGUUUGUUUAUAAAGUUAAUGCCUUGGAAUGUUAUGUGUGUGACAACCAAGAGGACAACUCGGAAAAAUGUGUUAAGACAAUCAUGACAUGUGAAUACAAUCAAGAUGUAUGCCUUACUGAAAUAAAAUGGGGAAGCACCCCAUAUUGGUCACAAGGGGCGAAAAAACAAUAUUAUGUAUCAAAGAGAUGUUCUAAUAAAACAGAGUGUGUUAUGACUCGCCAACAUUAUAUGCCGCUGUGUACUCAUAUUUGGUACCAAGAUUGGACUUGUUCAGAUUGCUGUCAAGGGGAUAGAUGCAACUAUUUUAUUAUUAGUGGUCAGUCAUCAACAAAACCUGCCCUAGCAGUGUUUUUUGGAACAGUGGCUUUUGCCUGGAUUUUUCACAACUAUUUAUAGUUAAUGCAGGAAACUUUGUUUUGUUAACAUUCCUUAUAAAAUGAAUUAAUUAAGAUUUCAUGGUAUUCAUAAUAUUUAUAUUUGACAAGAAACAAUUUUUUUAUACAUUUUUAGAGUAUCAAAUAAGUUUAAAUUUGUUAUUCUGACAACCAAGGAAAAGUUCUAUGUCCUAUUAUUAUUAUUUUACACAUAUCUGAAAAAUAAGGAACCUAUCAAACUUGACUUAUCCUUGGGCCACACUAUUCUAUAACAUUAUUUUUAUUUUAUUAUUAUAGACUGUCUUUAAUCCGUCCAUUACAAGAUAUCUAAUAAUUAAUUAUACAUAUUUUUUAACAUUACUAGAUUAAGUUAUUGUUUUAUACAACUUUUUAAGGAAUAUAAAUCUUAUUUUUA
This is a messenger RNA of Zerene cesonia (dogface butterfly), 1139 nucleotides long. RefSeq lists its product as uncharacterized. The record is from RefSeq and is a predicted model, not a curated record. The transcript is spliced from 3 exons. The coding region runs from base 300 to 746 and encodes 148 amino acids. NCBI's taxonomy places the organism in Eukaryota, Metazoa, Arthropoda, Insecta, Lepidoptera, Pieridae.